This is a messenger RNA of Dendrobium catenatum, 1877 nucleotides long. RefSeq lists its product as uncharacterized. The coding region runs from base 373 to 1638 and encodes 421 amino acids. NCBI's taxonomy places the organism in Eukaryota, Viridiplantae, Streptophyta, Magnoliopsida, Asparagales, Orchidaceae. The record is from RefSeq and is a predicted model, not a curated record. The transcript has 3 exons.
GCCGUCUUAUCUACAGAAGAGAGAGAGGAGAGAGGAUUUAUUCUCGAGUCACGCGUGGCCGUUUCAGGGUUCGCUUUUCAACGUCUCCGAUGAACCAGCUUGACUCUGGGACGAGGGAAAGCAGCAACCGACCAUCAAUUCAGCUCUUUUUCUAGUUUUUAAUGGUUUUUUUUUUGGCUCUGGGCUCGGCGAAAUUUUGUUCCGAGGUAGAGAGAGAGAGAGAGACUCAGCUACAUUCAAUACUUUUUUACUCGGGUUCGUUGUUGGGGGUUUAGGUUGCUUUUUAGUCUGUUGUGCCUGGAGCUUCUCUCUGCAGUUUGAACUAAAGCUUCAGUGUUUUGCUUAAAUAGGAACACCAGCUUCUCCUCAUCCAUGGAAUCCUGCAAACCCUUCUCCCAAGCACUCAUUUCUUCCAUCUCUUCCACCUCCAUGACUGAACCGGACAAUUCGAGGAAUGAGGCUUUUCAAUGCAGCUCUGAAAGGCCAAAUUCAGUUUCUGAGCUAGCUGUCAAGCCCCAGCAAGUUGUGGAUAGUCCCAAUGGAGUCAUCGGCUCUCUCGAAAUAUUUAUCCACCAAGCCAGAGACAUUCAAAACAUCUGUAUCUACCACAAGCAAGAUGUUUAUGCUAAGCUCUACCUCACUAAUAACCCUGAAUCUGCCAUCUCUACCAAGAUAAUUAAUGGCGGCGGCAGGAAUCCAAUUUUCAAUGAGAGUGCAAGUUUGAAUGUUGUAACUAUUGAUUCAUCUCUCAAAUGUGAGAUAUGGAUGCUUAGUAGGGCCAAGAACUAUCUCGGAGACCAGCUUCUCGGAUUCGCUCUUGUGCCUCUCUCUGAAGUCAUAGGCUAUGGCAAGCUGGCUCAGGAAUUCUCACUUUCUUCAACAGAUCUGUUUCAUUCUCCCUCAGGCUAUGUUCAGUUGUCUUUAUCUUACAAUGGCUCAUUGCCAGAAGUUAUGGUUAUCGCCAAACCGGUUGCAUCAGCAAUAGAAGUUGGUGGAUUGAAGAACUCAGCUAUUGAUGAUUCUAUUCCUUGUGAGUAUGAGAAGAUUGAGUUCCCUGAUUUGAAGGUUGUCAAUGAAAACAAGAUGAUGGUUUCAGAGUACUUUGGGAUUCCAUGCAACAAUUUGGAUUCUCAAAACAGCGAUGAUUGCUCCGAUAACUCCGAUAAGGACGCCGGUGUCAAGAUAGUUGAGAGUUUCUCAACAGAAAACAAUCAUGAUUCAUUUGAGUUUCUUGGAGAUGACACUCCCUUAAGUUGUGUUUCAAGUGAUGUGUCUUCUUUGAUGGCUCCUACAACCUCUGAAGCUAUUGCGGAGCCAUUGCAGUUACAGAAAAGUAAAGAAACAGAAGUUGCAGAGGAUGGUAGUGUUUCUUCUAAUUGUAGGCAAGAGAAGGCAUAUGUGAAGCCGCUCAUUGAAGUUAAUAUUGAGCCUGAACAGCCAGUGGUGCAGCAGGAGAUAGUUGAUAUAUACAUGAAAAGCAUGCAGGAGUUUACUGAGUCGUUGGCUAAUAUGAAGCUUCCAAUGGAUAUUGAGAACAGCAGUAGCAUCGACAAUGGUAAUGUUGUUUCAGGGAAGAAGUUGCAGGAGCCAAAGAAUGGGAGUGGUAGGGUUUUCUAUGGAAGUAGAGCAUUCUUUUGAAGCUAUGUUGCUCAUCCUUGAGAGGAAAGAGGUGAGCAAAUAUGUGGCAAGUUUGGCUUUCACAUUACUUUGUGUUUUGAACAAUGUGUGCUUUUUUUUUUUGUUUGCUAAGUAGGUCUGAAAUUGAGCUGACUUGUAGCUCUUGCCACUUUUUGCUCAGCACUUAUCAUGUAAUGUUAUCUUGUUUGCUUUUAUGAGUGAAUCUUAGUUUGCUAUUUAACAUUCAAAUGGUUUUAGUA